GCAAUUCCAACUUAUUUCCAAUUGGAGCCGAAGAUCCCUCACGUCACAAGCCUAUAAAUGGAGCACAAGGUGUGUCAUUUUAAGGCCCUCAACGGGGACGUCCUAGCAGAUAUCAUUGGUCGAUUUGAUGGUUCAACUUUGGCUGCUGCUGCCUGCACCUGCUCUGACCUGCGUGAUAUAGCUCGAGACCAAAGCUUAUGGCGACAGUUGUGUCAAUCCACCUGGCCCUCUACUGCACUUGAGGAGGCACAACAUAUUCUUUCAUCUUCACCCAUUGGUAGCUUCCACAAGUUCUAUGCCAACUCUUACCCAUUGCUGUUACAUGGCGAAUGCGUCAAAUCUCAAGAACCACAAACCCAUGUCUCCGCUUCUCAAUUUGCUUCGCUAGUGGAUCUUUACUACAGGAAAGAAUGUGUUCUGUCUAAAGUAUUAGAUGGCAUACCCCAAGCAGUGGAGGACGACUCUAGUAGAUGGAACUCAAAUUUCCCAUUUAAACUAGAGCUAUUGAGCCUUGACUAUGAUGAAGAAACAGGUUUUGACAAUGAACUCGGCUAUGCCUACAUCGAUGACGAUGAAGAAAGAAGAGCUCCUCCAUCCGUAUCAGUCGCAGAAGAAGGAAAGGAGCUGGAGCAAGAACUCAGGUUAAGUUGGGUGCUGCUGGACAAGAAAAACGGCAAAGCUGUCAAUCUCUCAAGCUGGAAGCCAAUGUUGGUACAGAGGAGAUGGCCUUUGAGUGGGGAGUAUGUGAUUCAUUUUGGAAGCAUUGUACAAGUGGAUGAGGGCUUGUUGUCUCACAAGUUGGCCAUGUGCAAAAUAGUAAUUAGAUGCAAGUUGACAGAAAGUGGAGGGUGUCCAAAGUGGAGGGAAAUUAGCAUGCAUAUCGAGGACCUGAUGGGUGUAAUUGUUGGUGGGAGUAAGAGUUUGAUGGUUCUGAAUCACGCCCUAGACUGCUUGCGGAGUACUAAUCACCAUGAAGUCAAACAGGGUUUUCGUCAAUAUGAGAAGCAGAAGAGAGAGAUGAUGAGGAAAAAGGAGUUGAUGGAAGCUUUAAUUGAAGGAUUCAGUGUAUCAAUUGAAGUGGCCAUUUUUGUAACUAUUUGUUAUAUUUAUUUGUUUCUCUAGCACUUCACCAUCAAAUCC
Molecule: messenger RNA, 1140 nt
Organism: Corylus avellana
Lineage: Eukaryota; Viridiplantae; Streptophyta; Magnoliopsida; Fagales; Betulaceae
Product: putative F-box protein At2g36090
Molecular function (GO): protein binding
Source: RefSeq, a predicted model, not a curated record